Molecule: messenger RNA, 1200 nt
Organism: Cyprinus carpio (common carp)
Lineage: Eukaryota; Metazoa; Chordata; Actinopteri; Cypriniformes; Cyprinidae
Product: phospholipase A and acyltransferase 2
Biological process (GO): N-acylphosphatidylethanolamine metabolic process
Cellular component (GO): cytoplasm
Molecular function (GO): glycerophospholipid phospholipase A1 activity; A2-type glycerophospholipase activity
Source: RefSeq, a predicted model, not a curated record
CUGAAGGAUGCGCACGACUAACCUUAACUUUUGUUGUUCUUGUAGUUGAUCAUCUAAUAGGCUUCCCCAUACCCGUUGGCAUUUGUGAUAUCAGAUGAGAUUAAUGCUUCACUGCUCUUUAAUGAAGCAUUCGCUGUACAUCUCCAGCAUUCUUGACAGUAAAGGCAUCGAUAACACAGCGAACAUCAAUGGGACUGCGUAACUCUCAUCCGAAGCUGUACCCCGGAGACAUUCUUGAGUUUCCUGGCAACAGUUACUUUUCUCAUUUUGGCAUUUACUAUGGAGAAAGAGACGGAGUUCCUUAUGUGGCCCAUCUGACCAUCAGAGAUUCAGACACCAAACUCCUCCUUUUCGGCCGAGCUAUAAACGCCUCUUUAAAGCUAGACCCGCUUGACGUAGUCGGGAAAAAAUACAAGGUAAGCAACUACCUGGAUGACAAGCAUCCACCUCGAGAUUUCUACGUUCUCAUCAAGCCGGAGAUCGAUGAAGUCAUGACGAAACCCAUCACCUUUGACAUCCUGUUCAACAACAGCGAACAUCAGGCCACAAUGUUACGAUACGGGGUUAAAAAGUCAGAGCAGAUUGAAAAAGUCUAUUCCAAGAUAGUUCCCACCUGGAAAGAUUUAUUUGAGAAGAAAAAGAUCUGAGAGCCACAUCUUCUGCAUGAAGACGCAAGACUUCAAGAUCAUCCAAAAACUAUUUCUUUCUUAAAUAAUUCCUAUUUAAAAGAUCCUGUGUCAAAUAUACAUGCAUAAUUUUUGGACAACAUUUAUUGGAUGUUAAACGCAAUCAAAACAAGCUACAUGAUCUUUAUUUUUGUGAAUGCAUUUGUUAUCUGAAUAUUGGAUAUUUUCAAUAAGUCUAUGUGUCCAGAAGAAGGCGACAAAGAGUUAAAGUUUGCAUUGGAUUUAGAAUAAAGAAGGCAAACAGCAGGAACGAUUGUCAUCCAAUUUAUCUACAUUAACAAAAUCGUCCACUAACUUUUAUUAUUAUUAUUAUUAUUAUUAUUAUUAUUAAUACGUUUUUUUAGUUGGAAGCAAAAAUAGCUAUGCUAUCUUGUGCAUUUAUCAUUCAUAGCUAAUAUAUACAAGUGAGAAAAUUCUCUGGCCUUUUAAGAUUAAUAUAAUUCAUGUGCCAUGAUUCAAUGCCAACUAACAUUUUGUAAAACUAAGAGUGUUUAUUAAAAUGGCUUCAAUCAAA